Messenger RNA from Closterium sp. Naga37s-1, 5628 nucleotides. The record is from the annotation of a GenBank genome assembly. NCBI's taxonomy places the organism in Eukaryota, Viridiplantae, Streptophyta, Zygnematophyceae, Desmidiales, Closteriaceae.
AUGCGGGCCGUCGUCGCGUCAGAGCGCGCCAUAUGCACGGCUCGACUGCUCGCCGCUGCACUGUUCGCGUGCGCGCUGGGCCUCGCGUCCGACGCGCUUACCGGCGCCGUGCAGCCUCCGCGUCUCGCGGGGUCGUCCUCGCAUCACCACGUGGCGGCGGCGCCGGUUCGCGUGCGAGCGGCUGCAAGUCUGAUUGCGGCGGCUGUGAGCGGGGGAACGGGGGAGCGGCACGCCGCUGCGCUGGCAGGCGCAGCGUUGAGUGGCGCCCUCGCGCGCCUCUUUCGCCGCCGCCAGGACCCUUCUCUGCGCGCUGACCCCGCCUGCCGUCCCGACCCCGCGCACCGUUUCAUCCCUCACACACCUCCCUCGUUGCCCGUCCCCGCCAGUGAUACCCCUCCGCUGCAGGCGCAAUGUGUGGAAGAAGUGCCGCAAUGCGCGGAUAGUAGGGCUCCGCUCUUCCCCGUUCUCGAAGGCGUGCUGGAGGCCGCCGUGCUGCAUCUCAUCGUUGCCGCCGCCGCGCCUCUCCUCCCGCGCCUCCCCUCGCCCGCCACCCUCACCCCCCACCCUCCCGGCCAUUCUCCUUUCGUGGCUGCAGCGCUCGCCCCACCGGCCCUCGCGCUGGCCCGCCUGCUGCUGCUGCUCGCCGCCACGGCCGCCGCCACCUCCUCGUCCUCCUCGCUCCUCCCCCUCCUCCUCCUCGCGCGCCCCGCCUCGGCACCCCCUGCCUUCUGGGCGCGCGCCCUGCGCCUGCUGCUGGCGGACCUCGUGGCGCUGCUGCUCGGCGCGCUGCUGCUGCCCCUGGCGCUCGCGCCUGCUGCGCCACGCGCGCACACACAAGGGGAGGGGGAGGCGGGUCAGGCGAGGGGGGAGGAGGGCACACUGGGGCAGGCGCAGGCUGGAAGGGAGGGGGGACAGAAGGGGUGCGGGGAGGAGAGCGAGGGCAUGGCGCAGGGAGGUAGUGGGGAAGGCAGUGGGGAGAGCAAUGGGGAAAGGGGAUGGGCGGAGGGGCUGUACGUUAAGGGGGGGACGGCUCAUGGCAGCUGUGGCGCUCUCCUCUCAGGCGCCCUCUCCGCCUCCCAUGCCGCCCCGCUCACCGCCCUGCUCGCUCCCACCCUCCUGUGCUGCGCCGCCCACUCGCCACGCCACCUUGCAGCCGCCACACUCGCACUCUCAGCAUCGACCCUCUCAGCCGCGUCCGCAGGGUUGGGCCCUUUUCACCGCGCUGAAGCCACUCUUCAGCUGCAGCUCUUCCUGCUCGCCCUCCUGCUGCUCGCCCACCUGCUCCUGCCGCUCUCAACCGCCCUCCAUCUGCCCUGCAUCACCUGCUGCCACACCAACACAGCGGAGAGGGCAGAAGCAGAACGGGCAGGGCGAGAGGCAGUGCUGGAGAGCCAGGUGGCCGCGCUGCACGGCCAGCUGGCAGCCCUGCAGGGCGAGGUGCGGCACGAGCGCGAGGCGGCGCGCGCGGCAGGGGAGGCGGUGAGGGCGGCGGUGGAGGCGAAAGUGCAGUUCAUGGCGAACAUGAGCCAUGAGAUCCGCACGCCCAUCCACGGCAUCCUCGGCAUGACCGACCUCGCCCUCGACUCCCCCCUGCCCCAGGACGCCCGGGAACACCUUGAAACCGUCCUGCAGUCCGCCAACCACCUGCUGCUGGUGGUGAACGACAUUCUGGACAUCACCAAGCUCGAGGCCGGCCGCCUGCACCUCGACUGCGCGCUCUUUGACCUGCGCGCUCUCCUCAACGGCAUCAUGACAAUGCUUGCCGCCCGCGCCGCCCUCAAGGGCCUGGCCUUCCAGUGGGAGGUGGAUGCUGCCGUGCCGCCCGUGCUGCUGGGCGAUGCCGUGCGCCUCCGACAGUGCCUGGUGAAUGUAGUGGGCAACGCCAUCAAGUUCACGGACCAGGGCAACGUGCACAUCACAGUGCAUCCCUUCUCCCCCUCCCUCCUCUCACCUACCCUCUCCCUCAUACCGCUUCCCUCCUCCCACUCCUCUCCCUCCUCCACCACCAUUUUUCCUCCUCAAGACCUCACGCCCUCUCACCUGUCUCCCUGCAAUUCCUCCUCCGCCUCCUCCUCCUCCUCCUCCUCCUCCUCCUCCUCCUCCUCCUCCUCCUCCUCCUCCUCCUCCUCCUCCUCCUCCUCCUCCUCCUCCUCCUCCUCCUCCUCCUCCUCCUCCUCCACCACCACCACCACCACCACACUCAAUUCCUCUGCUGCGUCCGCCUGUGCUACCGGCCCACCCCCCUCGCCCUCUGCCCCUGCUGCCCCUCAUGGCACUUCUCCUGCGCGCAGCGACGCGGAUAAGGGGGGCGAUGAGGGUAAUGGGGGCAAAGGGGGCGACGGGGGCAGUGGGAGAGGGUCAGAGGGAGCAGCAGCGCAGGGGGGAGAGGGAGUGGCGCUGCUCUUCACCAUCACUGACACGGGCGUUGGCAUAGCGGCGGGCGAGCAGAGGCGCAUCUUCUGUGCGUUUGAGCAGGUCGACUCGUCCAUGUCGCGCCAGCACGGCGGCACGGGGCUCGGCCUCUCCAUCACCUCCCGGCUCGUUCAGAUGAUGGGCGGCAGCAUUUGGCUGCACUCGUCUCCUGGCGCCGGCAGCACCUUUGCCUUCUCUGCCACCUUUGCUGCGCCGCCCGUCUCCCCCUCCACCCCCCAUGCUGCCCUCCCCCCGGCCCCACGGCGCACGGUGAGUGCGGAGGAGCUGGACGGCCGCCUGGCGCUGGACGCCCUCUCGCUCUCGCUGCUGCCCUCCCUCGUGCUCCACCGCUCCUCCUCCCGCGCCCUGCCUCCCCCCCUCUCCCCCUCCGCCGCCUCCUCUGCUGCCAGCGCUGCCGCACCCCUGUCUGCGCGCUCGCCUGCUGCCGCCCGCAUGGGGUUCAGCUUCCCAGGGCAGGCAGACGCCGCCUUGGACGGUGCAGCAGGCGGGGCAGGGCAGCACGGCGCAUGGGAGAGGGUUGCAGCGGCAGGGCGAGGUGGAGGCGAGGGCGGACGCAUGGAUGCCAGAGCGGACGCAGCAGGGGGUGCAGGUGGUGGGGGUGCGGCGCAGGGCAGGGCAGGGCGCAGCCGGCGGCGAACACAGAGUUUCACGUGUGGGGAUGCGAGCACAGGGCGCAUGCUGGAGGAGGUGCUGCGGCAGGCGGGCAGGGAGCAGCACGCAGGCCAGCUGCCCUCCAGCAGACUCGCUGCUGCUGGCCCCCACGCCCAUACCCAUGCCACCGCUGCCCUUGCAGCCACCUCUGCACUGGUUGGUGCGAGGGGCAGCAUUGGUGGUGGUGAGGAGCGUCGCUGUGACGAGGCUCAUCAGCAGCAGCAGCAGCAGCAGCAGCAGCAGCGGCAGCAGGUUGAGGAGGGGAAGCAGCAAGAGCAGGAGCAGCAGGGGCGAGUACCAGUGGGGCAGCUGGAGAGGAGCAGCAGCGAGGGCUUUGCCAUGCGGCGGCGGCAUCUGCUGGUGGUGCGCGGGCGCACGCGGUCCCUCGAGUGCAUGGGGGCGCGGCAGGCUCAGGAGUGGGCCGGUGCGCGCUCAGAGCACACUGGGGACGCGCAGGGCGGGCAGAGAGAGGGCGAUGCGAGGGGCACAGGCGGCGCCCCAGGCAGCGGAGCAGCAGUGGCGGGCAGAGAGGGUGGUGGUGGGCAUGGUGGCGAGGAGAGCCGGCAGGGGAGCAGCAGCCCUGGGGUGGAGGUGCCUCGCCUGCCAUCGUGGAGCCCGCGCAUGGCAGGCAGUCCGCGCACAGAGGGGGGCAUGGGGGGCAGAGUAGCAAGCAACGAGCCCAGAAGCCCCCAUGCACAAGCAGGUGCGGCUCGUGCUGCUGCUGCAGCUGCUGCUGCUGCUGCUGGUGGCAUGGACAGUGGUGGCGCGGAGGCGAGUGUGGCAAAGCUGAGCCGCGUGGUGGAGAGGGAGGACGAGGGGCUCAGUGAAGAUGAUGCCCCCGCGGCCCGCACAGCGCAGCAGAGCAGGAGAGAGGCGCGUAUGCUGCGAGGCAGCGCUGGGCGCCUGUCGGUGGAGGGCGGCGUGGCGGAGCUGCAAGGGGCGCGUGCAGGCGGUGAGAGGGAGCAGGGCGGCGCUGGUGUGCUGAGAGAGCAGGGCGCAGGGCAGGGUGUGGGGAGGGCGAGAGGAGAAGAGGAGCGGUUGAAAGGACUGAGUGCAUGUGAGGAGGACGAGAGAGAGGAGUUGGGACAGAGAGGCCGGAGCGGGUGGCAGGGCCCUCCCUUGUCGGCGGGUGCGAGUGGGUGGUCGACGGAGGCAGCAGCUGAGAUGCGCCCCAGCGUGAGCUUCAAGGAGAGUCUCUCUGCACACCGCCAUGAGGGGGGGGAGCCCUUGCAGGCAGCGCUGGGCAAUGCCAGCCCUGACCCCUGUGAGGCACUCAGUCGUGGCGGUUCGAGCAGCAGUAGUGGGGAUGCAGCCGCAGCUACAGCAGAGGCGGCAUCAGGCAGCAGGGCGGGUGCAUGCGGGUUGUUGGGACGGCAGAGGCAGCUGCGAGUGCAGCACCUCACCUUCCAGCUGCCUGACGACACCUCCCCUGCGCACUCGCCCUCCACCCCCACCUUUGACUCGCGCCGCCCGUCCCUCAAGCCGCCUGCUCAUGCACCUGCGCCCGCUGCCCCCUCCGCCAUCUCACCGCGCCCGCCUGUGUCCCCGCGGCGGCCUUAUGGGGACGCGGCUGAGCCCAGCACCAUGGAGGCCAUCUACGCGCGCAUCCAGGCCCAAGCUGCCGCCUCGCGCCCCCUCGCCCCCACGCGCUCGCCCUCCACCGCCGCCGCUGCAGGCGACGGCGCGCGCAGCUUGGCGCGCGGGAGGGAGCCGCCCGCCCUGGACGUGCCGUCCACACCGUCGUCCUCCGCACGCCGCGCUGCUGGAGGGGGCCUGCUGCGCCAGAAGUCAGGCGGGAUGGCGCUGCUGCAGCGGCAGGGCACAGGGGUGGGGCGGCAGGGCGGGGGGCUGGUGAGGCAGGGCACGGGGCUGGGGCGGCAGGCGAGUGUGAAGAUGAAGCAGAAGCCGGUGCGCGCGGCGAGCCCGCGGGCCAUGCUGUCGGCUGUGGCGCUGAACAUCCUGCUGGCGGACGACAGCGUGGUGAACCAGAAGGUGGCGGUGCGCUUCCUCAAGAAGAAGGGCAUGGUGGCCGACGCCGUGGGCGACGGCGCUCAGGCCAUCCAGCGCCUCUACCCCAAGGAUGGCGGCAUCUCGCCCUACGACCUCCUGCUGCUCGACGUGCAGGUGCGACCUCCUGCUGCCACACGUGCAGGUGCGACCUCCUGCUGCCACACGUGCAGGUGCGACCUCCUGCUGCCACACGUGCAGGUGCGACCUCCUGCUGCCACACGUGCAGGUGCGACCUCCUGCUGCUUGACGUGCAGGUGCGACCUGCUGCUGCUCGACGUGCAGGUGCGACUUCCUGCUGCCACACGUGCAGGUGAGCCGACAGCCGUGCGUGGUGCACGUUUGCCAGAUCUAUGCAGCGUGGGGCCCGGGGCGCAGAUGCCAGUGAUGGACGGACUUCAAACAGUGCGGGUUAUUCGUGAGAAGGAGACAGCAGAGAAGCUUCCCCAUCUUCCAGUCAUUGGGCUGACAGCGCAUGCGGCUGACGUGUACCGCGACCAGUGCAUCUCCGCCGGCAUGGACGGCUUCGUCUCCAAG